AUGCCGAUCCAGAACAUUAAGGUGGCAGAUGAAGGCACGGCGGGUUCAGCCAAGGCGAGGGAUGACUGCAGAGCUCUGGUGGACUCACUGAACAAGGUGACGGGGUGUUACAGGCACCUGGCGAUUGGCAUCGGAGGGUCGGCGGAUUCCGCCGGCCUGAGGGAUGAGCUGAGGAAAACCAGGGAAAAGACCCAAGACCUGGCCGUGACCAUCAGGAACAAGCUGACGGCGGUGCUUCGGGACAAGAACCUGGGUAAAGAGGAGAGAGCGGAGAUGGAGCGCCUGUGGGUCAUAUUCUGCUCCAGUCUGGAAUUAUUUCAGGUGGACAUGUGCAAGGUGUUGGAAUUGGGACAGGGCUUUGCCUUGGCCGGGACAGAGAGACCUCUGAUUCAGACUGGAAUGUCCGGAGGUACUUCGGAGGUGGCAGCCCGGGCGCUAAGCGUGCAAAACAUAGUGCACGACACAGCCCUGGACGUGUCGAGCCUGGAGCAGAGGGAUCUGCAAGAGCAGAUCGAGAAGGUGGACAGGAUGGUGGAGAACAUGGAGAUGAAGGUCAACGUGCUCAGGUGGACGGUGGAAGCCAAGGGAGACGCGUACCACUCGGUGCUGAGCAACGACACCUCCUCGGUAGCCCUGCUGUCGGUGGACGAGGAGGUGCGUGGCUGGUGGUGCUGUCAUCGGAGCAAAUGUCUUACAUCCAUGCUCCUCUGCACGGCGGCUCUGGCCGCUGUCGUGCUAUCGGUCUGCGCUGCUAGCAUUGCCUAA
Molecule: messenger RNA, 765 nt
Organism: Hypanus sabinus (Atlantic stingray)
Lineage: Eukaryota; Metazoa; Chordata; Chondrichthyes; Myliobatiformes; Dasyatidae
Product: regulator of G-protein signaling 9-binding protein B-like
Exons: 1
Coding region: 1-765 (254 amino acids)
Biological process (GO): G protein-coupled receptor signaling pathway
Cellular component (GO): neuron projection
Source: RefSeq, a predicted model, not a curated record